AAAAAACAUCCAUGUCGGCAAAUCGCGCAAAGACGUUUGACAAGACCAUGAAGCUGCUGCUUGUCGGCGACUCGGGCGUGGGCAAGUCGUGUCUGCUUCUGCGGUUCGUGGACGACAAGUUCAACCCUUCGUUCAUCACGACGAUCGGCAUCGACUUCAAAAUCAAGACCAUCGAGUUGAACGGCAGCAAGAUCAAGCUGCAGGUGUGGGACACGGCGGGGCAGGAGCGGUUCCGCACGAUCACGACGGCGUACUACCGCGGAGCCAUGGGCAUCAUUAUUGUGUACGACGUGUGCGACGAGAACUCGUUCGAGAGCGUCAAGAAGUGGUACCAGACGGUCAACCAGCACGCCAAGGAUGAGGCGCAGCUGUUUCUGGUGGGCAACAAGUGCGACGACACCGAAAGCAGACAGGUCAGCGAGAAGCAGGGCGAGCUACUGGCAGAGGAGUUGAAUGUGCCCUUCAUGGAGGCCAGUGCGAAGUCGGGGCUGAAUGUCAACGAGGUGUUCUACAAGCUUGCGUCGCUGAUUCUGGAGAAGAACGGCGACGACCUGGCCGUGCCAGCAGACAAGCUCAACGUGAACCAGCAGGGCUCUGCUACAGGCAGCUCGUGCUGUUAGGGUAUAGGCGAACUACAGAUGAAUGUAUGCGAUAUGGUUGUUUCCCAAACGAUCACUGUUCCUAGGAACUUCGUAAGGAUUAGGAAUAUACCGCCACAGGCCGAACUCGAUCACAAAAGUGAGAGUUCCAGGCCCGUUUGUUUUGCAAUCCCUCGACGGAGCUUCCUGUACCAUAGUCCCGGAGGACGGCCUCCCAUCGAUACGCGUCCGUGCGGACGGUAGACAGGAGAUUGUACUAGCUUCUCGAGCGCCGACAAGCACCACAAGCGGCAGCUAACAAAGCAGCG
This is a messenger RNA of Ogataea polymorpha, 907 nucleotides long. RefSeq lists its product as uncharacterized. The coding region runs from base 48 to 620 and encodes 190 amino acids. Gene Ontology annotation, molecular function: GTPase activity; GTP binding. Gene Ontology annotation, biological process: protein secretion; protein localization to plasma membrane; regulation of exocytosis. NCBI's taxonomy places the organism in Eukaryota, Fungi, Ascomycota, Pichiomycetes, Pichiales, Pichiaceae. The record is from RefSeq and is a predicted model, not a curated record. Gene Ontology annotation, cellular component: endosome; plasma membrane. The transcript has a single exon.